AUGGAGUCUGGUGGCUUUGGCGGCGUGGGGAUUAGAGGGUCGCGCCCCUUGUCUAGCCCAGGGGCAAUCAACUCCCCUUGUUCUAUCAGAGUCUACUCCCCUAGUUCUAUCAGAGUCUACUCCCCUAGUUCUAUCAGAGUCUACUCCCCUAGUUCUAUCAGGGUCAGCUCCCCUUGUUCUAUCAGAGUCUACUCCCCUAGUUCUAUCAGGGUCAGCUCCCCUUGUUCUAUCAGAGUCUACUCCCCUAGUUCUAUCAGAGUCUACUCCCCUAGUUCUAUCAGAGUCUACUCCCCUAGUUCUAUCAGGGUCAGCUCCCCUUGUUCUAUCAGAGUCUACUCCCCUAGUUCUAUCAGGUUCUAUCAGUCUACUCCCCUAGUUCUAUCAGAGUCAACUCCCCUUGUUCUAUCAGAGUCAACUCCCCUAGUUCUAUCAGUCUACUCCCCUAGUUCUAUCAGAGUCAACUCCCCUAGUUCUAUCAGAGUCUACUCCCCUUGUUCUAUCAGAGUCUACUCCCCUAGUUCUAUCAGAGUCAACUCCCCUUGUUCUAUCAGAGUCUACUCCCCUAGUUCUAUCAGAGUCAACUCCCCUUGUUCUAUCAGAGUCUACUCCCCUAGUUCUAUCAGAGUCAACUCCCCUUGUUCUAUCAGAGUCAACUCCCCUAGUUCUAUCAGAGUCAACUCCCCUUGUUCUAUCAGAGUCUACUCCCCUUGUUCUAUCAGAGUCAACUCCCCUUGUUCUAUCAGAGUCUACUCCCCUAGUUCUAUCAGAGUCUACUCCCCUAGUUCUAUCAGAGUCAACUCCCCUUGUUCUAUCAGAGUCAACUCCCCUUGUUCUAUCAGAGUCAACUCCCCUUGUUCUAUCAGGGUCAACUCCCCUUGUUCUAUCAGGGUCAACUCCCCUUGUUCUAUCAGUCAACUCCCCUUGUUCUAUCAGAGUCAACUCCCCUAG
Messenger RNA from Physella acuta, 948 nucleotides. RefSeq lists its product as uncharacterized. The record is from RefSeq and is a predicted model, not a curated record. NCBI's taxonomy places the organism in Eukaryota, Metazoa, Mollusca, Gastropoda, Physidae.